AGGUUUUUCCUUCUCUUACCUUCUGCGCAGCCAGUCGGCAGCUACCUCUGGGAAGCAGGCAACAGAGUCAGAGAGAGAUGGGGAAGAAAGCGAAAAGCUCAAGGAAGGGGAAGAAAGCAUGGAGAGCAAACAUAAGCACCGAAGACAUAGACGAUUUCAUUGAGAAAUCCACCAAAGAUGCUCUCUCCGGCGGCUCUCUUUCCCAUGUUCCCACCGAGUCCCUCUUCUUCGUCGAUAAAUCGAAAGAUCUUUCUGUGAAGCGCAAUAUUGAGAAGCACAGAGAAAAGGUUCUCCGCUGUGACAGUGUACUGCAGAAGAAUCCUUUUGUCCAGGCGGUGCCAUCUUCAAAUCAGAAAAAGAAGAAGAAAUCUAAGAAAUCCCAGAGAGAGGCUGAGCCAAAAGAUGCUACUCAAGAUGGUUCCAAGAAUGAUAGUUGUGUCAAGGGUUCUAGCAUGGUGGACUUGUGGGGAAGUGAAGGUGAAGCUGACAACAAACUUCGAAAGGCAUCCAAACCUUCAGCUAUUCCGGCAGUGGAAGUUGAGCCUCCAGGAUGCUCGUUUAAUCCUUCAUUUGAAGCUCAUCAGGAUUCAUUGGCCCAAGCUGUUGCAGAGGAAAUGCAGAAAGUGUAUCAAAGUGAGUUGGGACCUCAACCUGUUCCUUUAACUGUUCCUGGGGAACAGCAAGUGAUUGAUGAAGAAGAUAUGUACUUCCUUGAGGCGGAUAAUGGAGAUGAUGAUGAAGAGAAUUUAACAAAUAAUGAGGAUGCUGAACAAGAAAAAAGGUCCACUAAAACAAAAAGGGUGACCAGAGUUGAGUUGAAUAGGAGAGCCAGACUCAAAGAACAGCAGAAAAAAGAAGCAGAAUCCAAGAAGAAGGAGGAGCUUUCGAAAGAAAUUGAUUCCUUGCCUGAUAUCAUUAAGGAAAUAGCUAAAGAAGAUGAGGAGAAGCAUAAAAGACAUAUCAGGCGUAUAGUAGCUAAGGAAGAAAGACUUAAAGCACGUCCACCGCGCCUAGGAAAGCACAAAUUUGAGCCUGCACCUCCACAGGUACUAUUGUCAGAAGAAAUUACUGGUUCUCUUCGCAAGCUGAAGGGUUGCUGCACCCUUCUAAGGGAUCGAUAUAAAAGUCUAGAGAAAAGGGGAUUGGUUGCUCCAACAGCUAAACGCCUAAGGAGAUAGAUGGUGGAUUCAACUACAGAGAUUGCCUGAUUGUGUGGCAGUUGGCACAGUAAUGCAAAUGGAUGCUGCUUAGCAUGAGAAGAAACUGAUAGUUGGGAUGCGAAUUCCUUUGCAGACAGAGCCAAAGCCUUCUAUGUGUUUUAGUCCAUAGAAAAUCCCAAUCAUAUUAUUAGUCCUUACCAAUAGCUUAUUAGUGUUAUGCAAAUGUGAUUGUUAAGUUUGACGUUUGAUGUUGGUCUCAAGUCUUUCCCUUUUUUCCCCUUUUUGAUUCCUUAGAUUGGAUGAACGUAUUUAGAGUUCAGAUUAUAUUUAUAGACUCCAGAUUAUAAUUUA
Molecule: messenger RNA, 1511 nt
Organism: Manihot esculenta (cassava)
Lineage: Eukaryota; Viridiplantae; Streptophyta; Magnoliopsida; Malpighiales; Euphorbiaceae
Product: ribosome biogenesis protein NOP53
Exons: 12
Coding region: 78-1178 (366 amino acids)
Biological process (GO): ribosomal large subunit assembly; rRNA processing
Cellular component (GO): nucleolus
Molecular function (GO): 5S rRNA binding
Source: RefSeq, a predicted model, not a curated record